This is a messenger RNA of Brassica oleracea var. oleracea, 1888 nucleotides long. RefSeq names its product F-box/kelch-repeat protein At3g61590-like. Gene Ontology annotation, molecular function: protein binding. The record is from RefSeq and is a predicted model, not a curated record. NCBI's taxonomy places the organism in Eukaryota, Viridiplantae, Streptophyta, Magnoliopsida, Brassicales, Brassicaceae. The transcript is spliced from 2 exons. The coding region runs from base 444 to 1661 and encodes 405 amino acids.
AAGAGAAAACAGCAGGGAGCAAACGUCUGCUUCUUCUUCUCUCUUCCUCUCGCCUCUCUCUCUAUUCCGUUUCUCUUUUGUCCUCCUUCCUCCUUCCUCCUCUUCACUGUCUGUUUCAUUUCAUACUUACAAUCGAACCCGAAACGUCUCUUCUUCCUUCUCUCUCUUUCUGUCUAUUUUUAAAACCAGAUUUUUUUUCCUCGCCUCUUGUCUCCUUGAUGAUACCCUUGUCCUCAUUCCCCACUCUCGGCAAAUCCGAAAUUCCGACAAACCCAUUUCAUCCCCAUCUCCCACUUUCAGGAAAAAAAACUAAUCUUUCUUGUCUUUUCAAUAACGAACCGGCAUCCCCACUCGCAAAUCUAAGAGAAAGUUGGAUACUUUUUUCGGUCUGAAUCUCGAGAAUUCUGAAGAUUCACAGACCCACUUGCUCUCCUAUUCAAAGGAUGGAAGCAGAAACGUCUUGGACUCACUAUCCAUACAACUACGUCCCUGAAGCUGAAACAUACUCUGAGCCUAGCGACGAUGAGACCAAAGACCAAACCUUUUCGAUGGACACUCUCCUCCCAGACGAUCUACUAGAAAGAAUCUUAUCCUUUCUCCCCAUCGCAAGCAUCUUCAGAGCUGGCACGGUCUGCAAAAGAUGGAACGAGAUCGUCUCAUCUCGAAGAUUCUUAUGGAACUUCUCCUCAAACAACAACAACUCUGCCUCUCAGAGGCCUUGGUACUUCAUGUUCACUAGCACCGACGACCCAUCCGGUUACGCGUACGACCCGGUUAUCAAGAAAUGGUACACCUUUGAUCUCCCUUGCAUCGAGACUUCGAAUUGGUUCGUCGCUUCCUCUUGUGGGUUGGUUUGUUUCAUGGACAACGACUGUAGAAACAAGAUCUACGUCUCCAACCCUAUCACCAAGCAGUGGAGGAGGCUCAUCGAACCGCCCGGUCACAGGUCUACGGACUACACAGCGUUGUCUACCUCCAUGAACAGAGCAAAACAGAGCUACUCUGUUUCGGUGGUGAAGUCAAAGCAAGUUCAAGGGAACUUCUUCCAGUGGGAGCUCUCUAUUCAUCUCUACAGCUCCGAAACGAUGACGUGGACGACGUCCUUAACCGACGUGUUAACCGGAUGGAGAGGAGGAGACGAGAGUGUGAUCAUCGACAACGUUCUCUACUUCUUGAUCUACUCAACAGGAGGCAACUCUGAUCAUCGACACGGCUUGAUCGCUUCUAACUUAUCCUCCACGUCAUCCUUAAUGAGUAGUUUCAUUCCGAUGCCGUGUUCUUUAACCUGCGGGAGGCUGAUGAACCUCAAGGAGAGGCUUGUGGUCGUUGGAGGGAUAGGGAAGCACGACAGGCCAGACAUUAUCAAAGGGAUUGGGAUAUGGUGUUUGAAAGGAGGAGGAGGAGGUGGGGGAGAGUGGCAAGAGAUGGCGAGGAUGCCUCAGAGAUACUUCCAAGGGUUUGGUGAGCUGGACGAUGUGUUUGCUAGCAGUGGCAGCGAUGAUGUUGUUUACAUUCAGAGCUAUGGUUCUCCUGCGCUUUUGACUUUUGACAUGAAGUUGAAGUGUUGGAAGUGGUCUCAGAAGUGUCCUGUCUCCAAGAAGUUCCCUCUUCAGCUCUUCACUGGGUUUUGCUUCGAGCCAAGACUCGAGAUUGCUCCUUGAGCUAUGAUGAUCACGAGUAAUGCUUUUGUUAUUUACAGUUUGGUACUUUAUUAAUUAAAGAGACCAAUAUAUUUUUAAUUUUAAUCAAUCGAAUCCUCGUUCUUUCUCUGUGUCUGUUAACAUGUGGCCCACAAUAUCUCAUGGUCUGAAACUCGAGGUUGUCUUGUUGCUGUUCCUGGAGGAUAAAGUAAAAAAAAAUUAUUUAAGUAAAAGUUAUUAUUAAUGUU